Messenger RNA from Protopterus annectens (West African lungfish), 4697 nucleotides. Its product is annotated as xanthine dehydrogenase-like. The transcript is spliced from 34 exons. Lineage: Eukaryota; Metazoa; Chordata; Ceratodontiformes; Protopteridae. Gene Ontology annotation, molecular function: iron ion binding; oxidoreductase activity; 2 iron, 2 sulfur cluster binding. The record is from RefSeq and is a predicted model, not a curated record. Bases 165 to 4061 code for a protein of 1298 amino acids.
AUUCUUGAAUACAGUCCUGAGUUUAUACUUAAAAAUAAGAUUUAACUCCUACUUUUCAGACUCAUUGUUAACACGUGUUUGCAACUUAAUAUGCAAAACUAGUACUAAUAAAGGGGCACUGAAUUUCACGCGUACUGUGGUACAAUAAGUUAAAAGCAUUUACAAUGGCGGAUUCGCCAACAAGAACUCUGCAAACGCAAAGAUGGAAAGCAUGCAGGGAGCCCAGGAAAUACUCUGUGAAUGUGAAUGGAGCUCAUUUUAAUAUUGCUGACCUAGACCCACAGAUGUCGCUGAAUGAAUAUCUGCGUUCUCUCCUAAAUCUCUGUGGGACUAAAUUCAUGUGUUAUGAAGGAGGUUGUGGAGCCUGUAUUGUUGUGUUGGAAUAUGAUGACCCUGGGAAUACUGGGAAACGUGUUGUCAAAUCUGUUAAUUCUUGCUUAUUUCCUAUUGGCUCACUGUUGUCUAUGAAAAACAGCCAAGUAACAACAGUGGAAGCUCUGGGCAGUGUAAAGACAGGUUUGAACCCGAUCCAGGAGCGUUUGGCGAGUCACAAUGGGAGUCAGUGUGGAUUCUGCAGCCCUGGUUUUGUUAUGCAGAUGUAUGGACUAUUGAAAAAUAAUCAGACUCCCUCCUUGCAACAGGUAGAAGAUAACUUUGAUGGUAACAUUUGCAGGUGCACUGGAUAUCGACCAAUUCUGGAUGCAAUGAAGUCAUUUGCUGUGGAGGGAGAUUCCAGGCAGAAAGGAACGUUGACUGAUAUUGAGGAGCUAAAGAUAUGCAAGAAGACUGGGCAACCAUGUUUGAGAAUCGGCCCUGAUGAGACUGUUGGAUGUAGGAGGUCAGAGGAUGGCAACAGUGCUUUGUUUUUCAAAAAAGAUGGGACUCAGUGGUUUCAGCCCACAACUUUAACAGAACUUUUUAUGAUAAUUCAAGAACAUCAACAUGAUGGCAUCAAACUUCUAAAUGGAGACACUGCCAAAGGCAUAUACAGAGGAGAUGGGCCUUAUAGCAUUUUGAUUGAUAUGAAAGGAAUCCGAGAACUUUAUUCUGUUAAUAUGGAUGCUGGUGGCCUAAAGGUAUAUUCCAAUGUCAGUCUCACUUCCCUGAUUGAUUACCUGAAUGAGUACUCCAGCAAGUCACAGUCUUACAGUAUUAUAGCAGACCAUCUGAGUAAGGUUGCCAGUGAUCCUGUCAGAAAUUCACUGAGUUAUGUUGGAAUUUUAGUCCAGUUAUGGAAACACAGAACCUAUCCCUCCAGCAUGUUUGUUCAUUCAGAGGCCCAGGGAGAAAAGCUCCACAUCAUGCAUAUUGUUGAGGUAAUGCCUUAUGUUCUGCUUAGAAUUCUGCAUGUAGACAUGUUUGGUGAAGUUAUUUUGAAUGUCUACAUACCGGUACUUUCAGAUGGUGAAAGCAUGAGGACUUUCAAAGUCAUGCCUCGAGCCCAGAAUGCUCAUGCUUAUAUUAGUGCUGGAUUUAGAGCGAAGAUAAAAUCCAAAGAUGGAAACCAAAUGGUUGAGUCCAUUUCAAUGGUGUAUACUGGAAUUAGCCAAGACUUUGUUCAUGCAGUUAAAACUGAGAAUUAUCUUCAAGGAAAAGACAUAACAUCUGAAGCAACACUGCAAGGUGCACUGGCAACACUUGACAAAGAGAUUAUUCCAGAUGAAAAAAAUCCCCUCCUUACUAGUGCUCAGUACAGGAAGAAUGUCGCUCUUGGACUCUUUUACAAAUUCUACCUGUCCCUGCUAAGUGACCAGAUUGUCUCUCCUCGUAACCGAAGUGCUCGCUCAGUCCUGCAUCGACCCAUAUCAAGUGGGAAGCAAGUGUUUAGCACAAGACCAGAAGAAUACCCUUUGACACAACCUAUGCCCACAAUUGCUGCAAAGCUUCAGACCUCGGGUGAAGCAGCAUACGUCAAUGAUUCUCUUCCUCUUCCAAAUGAAUUAUAUGCGAAUUUUGUUUUGAGCACAGAAGGCAAUGCCACCAUCGACAAUAUUGAUAUUAAUUCUGCAAUGGAGGUCCCUGGAGCGGUGACAGUUCUGACAGCAAAGGAUGUUCCUGGUUCUAAUACUUUCAUGCCUCUCCCAAAUGAAAUUGAGGAAGUUUUCUGCAGUGGAAAUGUGCUGUACAAUGGACAAACAAUUGCUCUCUGUGUUGCAGAUUCUUCAGACACUGCUAGACAGAUGACCAGCAGAGUAAAAGUCAUGUAUAAAGAUGUUAAGCCUCCAAUUAUAACUGUUGAUGAUGCCAUAGCAAAGCAGUCUUUUUUUCCUCCAACACAAGAUGACUUGAUAGUUGGUGAUCCGGAAGGUGCUAUAUCAAAAUCUCCAUUCAAGGUUGAAGGUGAAAUCCGUGUAGGGGAGCAGUACCAUUUCCAUAUGGAAACUCAGAUCUGUCGGUGUGUACCUACUGAGGAUGGUCUGGAUGUACAGGCGUCUAGCCAGUGGCUAGAUCUGUUGCAGCAGGCUGUUGCAGGAGCAAUUGGAACAGAUGCCAAAAACAUAAACAUUGUGACAAGGAGACUGGGUGGAGCGUAUGGCGGAAAGGCGACUCGUGCGAAUCUUGUGGCUUGUGCUGCAGCUGUGGCAGCCACAAAACUGAAAAGACCUGUGCGUUGUUCAAUGUCUCUUGGAACUAACAUGAAAAGCAUAGGAAGACGGCAUAAUUAUCUUACAAAAUACAAGGUUGGUUUUAAUAAAGAUGGAACCUUAAAUGGUAUUAUCUUCACCUACUACUGUAACAAUGGAUGCAGUCCAAAUGAUGAUGAAGUUGGAGUUUCUUUGAUUUUCUCUGAUAAUACAUACAAGUGUAGUAACUGGCACAUCAAGCCUAUUGCUUUGAAAACAAAUAUACCAGCAACUACAUGGUGCCGAGCUCCAGGAUCAUUACAAAACAUUUUUUUUAUUGAAACUGUUAUGGAACACAUUGCUUCGUACCUGUCCCUGGACCCAAUUGAUGUUAAACAAAGAAACCUCUAUGCUAAAGGUGACAUCACACCUUUAGGAUAUCCAUUGCCCUACUGUAGCAUUCAGGAUCUUUAUGCAGCUUUACUCCAGAAAGCGCAAGUGAAGACACGGCAAGAUGCUAUUCAGGAUUUCAACAGCAAGAAUCGGUGGAAAAAAAGGGGCUUGGCAGUUUGUCCACUGAAGUAUGCCAUGGGCUGGGUUGGCGGUUGCUUUCUGUGUACUGUUACAAUCCUUGCUUCAGAUGGCACUGUCGUUGUGUCGCAUGGAGGGAUUGAAUGUGGGCAAGGUCUUAAUACAAAGGUCGCACAAGUUUGUGCCUUUGUCCUUGGAGUGCCCAUAAAUAACAUCUCUAUCAAGCCAACAAACAACUGGUGCAGUCCAAACUCUGGUCCUACUGGAGGCAGUGUUGGUAGUGAGUUGAACUGUCUGGGAGUACAGAAAAGUUGUGAAAUUCUGAAUGAGCGCAUAAAGCCAAUAAAAGACAAGCUGCCACCAGGCACACCAUGGAACGAAAUCAUUAUGAAAUGCUUCAGUGCUGGUGUGAACCUGACUGCUCAGUACUGGGUCUGGCCUGAACCACAGCCUGAUUACGCCCCUCAGUAUAACUCCUAUGGUGUCACAGUAGCAGAAGCAGAACUGGAUGUUCUUACUGGAGAACAUCAGCUAAGCCAGGUGGACAUACUUUUUGACUGUGGAGAAAGUCUGAACCCUGCUAUUGAUGUAGGACAAGUAGAAGGCUGUUUUGUUAUGGGACUGGGCUACUGGUUCACAGAAAAGGUGAUCUAUGAUCUUAAUACUGGAGCAUUGCUGACCAAUAAUACCUGGGAAUACAAACCACCUUCCAGCAAGGACAUUCCAAUAAUUUUCAAUAUUGAACUACUUAAGGAUGCUCCAAACCCAACAGGUGUGCUCCGAUCUAAGGCUAGUGGAGAACCCCCGUUGUGCAUGUCCAGUGCUGCUCUCUUCGCUGUGAAACGUGCAGUUGAGUCUGCCCGUGCAGAGACUGGGCAAAAAGACUACUUUUCAUUAAAUGGUCCUUCUGGAAUUGAUACUAUCCAAACAAGCUGUCUGGUUGACUACAAGCAAUUCUCCCUCUAAGGAUACCAUUAAACAUGCUCUGUCAAGCAGUAUCUAAAACAAAAAGACAUGAGAUUCCUUUCAAUCAUGGACCCUAAAUAUGAAAGAAAACAAAGAAAAAUCAUUAUAUAGAGAUGAUUGUACACUUGAUCUCUAGAGUAAAAAUUAGUAAUUUUAUCUGAAAAAUAAACAGAAGUCUUGUGCUGCUGAAAUAUAUUGAAGAAUCUAGCCUUGUGUAAAGUCAUAAUAAGUGGAUACAGUUUCAUUUAUGCAUGAGCCAUCGAUCUUUUAGAAUUGAUUUUGUGCAUAGUGUAUCACUCAGCAAGCAUAGAGGAAUCAGUUUUAUUUUACAGAGGAUUUAUGUGGUAGAGUUUAGCCAGAUACGCUGUAACUUACUUAAGUCUCAUUAUUAAAACAGUGACCAAAAAUCUUAAACCUGAAAGUCUGAACACUUUGACAUGUUUUUCAAACAAUAAAUUGAGAGCAAGAUAAAAUGGUUUUCUUAAUGCAUAAUGUUCUUUCAGGUCAGUGUAAAUAUAUACUUUUGAAAAGAAUCAGCAAGGCUUGAUACUGAUGAAAGUGUACCAUGUGUACACAUUUAUUAUAUUCUGUCAUGCACCUCCCAUGUUGUAUGUUGCUUUUUUCUAACCUCUGUUA